AUGUUACCAAAAGGAAAAAUUGCAGAUAUUGGUUACAUGUUCGGGAUCGGAGUGUUUCAUUCUGGGGUUGAAAUAUAUGACAAAGAAUAUAAUUUUGGUGGACAUGAUUUUGAAACUACUGAUUCAGUUCUUAUGGGGCAUACGUCUUUGAGUAGAGAAGAGGUAAAGAACGUUAUCGAUGGAUUAUCAAAAGAGUGGAGUGGGAAUAGUUAUAAUUUAUUGACAAGGAAUUGUAAUCAUUUUACUAGUGAAUUAUGUAAUAUACUGGUUGGAAAACCAGCACCAAAUUGGAUAAAUCGUGCCGCAAAAUUAGGAACCCUCUUUCCAUGUAGGUUUUGUAUAUUUACACCUCAAUUUACAUUCAUUCUCACUCAUAACUUUCCGAUGGAACCUUUACUUAAUGAAUAUGAUCAAACAACAUCUUCUCAAAAAAGUGAGAAUAAAUGCGUUGUUCCUAAUGACUGGAUCGAGGCACCAGACGCUGAGAGUGGUAAGGUUUUUCAAUCUGUCAAUUUGUCAAUAUUGAUUAAUUGA
This is a messenger RNA of Cetraspora pellucida, 534 nucleotides long. The record is from the annotation of a GenBank genome assembly. Lineage: Eukaryota; Fungi; Glomeromycota; Glomeromycetes; Diversisporales; Gigasporaceae.